This is a messenger RNA of Marchantia polymorpha subsp. ruderalis, 3871 nucleotides long. The record is from the annotation of a GenBank genome assembly. Lineage: Eukaryota; Viridiplantae; Streptophyta; Marchantiopsida; Marchantiales; Marchantiaceae.
CGUUGUCUCUUGCGUCCUCAGUAGAGUUUCCCCUGCUAAAGUAUAUUUGUCUGCUCUUUUUUCUAAUGAAAAGUAAGAGCUAGCUCACAAGGCAUGAGUCCACCAAAUGUCAAUCAAAGUUCAGUGGGUCUCUUCCAAUGAGCAGAUUCUCCCUUUUUCUAGAUUACGAAAGUCGCUUUAGUGGUGGUGUCUUCGUUCGUGCAAUCAUUUCCCGUCAAAACGUGCAAUCAUUCCCAAUAGAAAUAUUAAAGGACAAAACUGCUAACUUCCAAUUGCACUUGCUCAUGUACCCAAUAGAUAUUUUGCAUUGCGCAGACGAUGGAAAAUUCAUAUUUUCCCAGCUCUCUCGAUUCGCUCUCGGGCCCCAAUCCGGGUCUCAGAUGCUCGCACUAGCGAGCGAUCACAAUCGUUAACACGUAGCGAGCGAGAGAGCUCGAGAGUCAGAAUUUGGAAGAGAGACCAUCUGCUGGACUUUCCAGAAGAGCAGAGGAGAGGAGAGCGGAGCUGAGCAGAGUAGAGUAGAGUAGAGCAGAGUCAGAGAUUCGGGCGAUCGAUUGGCGGAGCUGAGGACUGAGGACUGAGGGCUGCGGAGAGAGAAAGAGAAAGAGAAAGAGAGAGAGAGAGAAGGAGGAGAAGGAGAAGGUCUGGGGAGUCAGAGGGUUGAUGAGCAUGAUGAUGAUGAUGGAGGAAAAUCAGAGGAAGCAGUCAGCAGAAGAGUCGAGGAUUCGGCAGACGUGAGAGAAAGAUGUGACAGCGGACGUCCGUAGGCAGCAGCAGCUGAGACGAGGCUCGAUCGUGUGUUCGUUGACGAUCUCGAGAAGAGAUUGAAUCAGGCUGAGGCCAUGACCGCCAUGGACGGAUCGAGUAUCACUCUGUCAACCUGGCUGGGGCAGCACAACAUGCUAACGACUUUGAUUGGCAUCGUGGGCCUCUUCGUGUACAUCUUCCUGAACUUGCUGGAGAAGUCCAUCGACUACAAAUCGUUGCGACUGCCACCCGGACCGCAAGGAUGGCCCGUGGUCGGAAACCUCUUACAACUCGGCAAACUGCCACACCAGGCGCUGACGGAUCUGUCCAAGCAAUACGGAUCGCUCAUGUUUCUGCAGCUGGGCUCUGUGCCCACGAUCGUCGUUUCCUCGGCUGAAAUGGCGGAGGAGGUGUUCAGCACGCAGGACCACCUGUUCGCUUCCUCCCGCCCGCGCACCCUCACCGGCGAAAUCCUCCACUAUAAUAAUCGCGGCCUCAUUCUCGCUCCCCUGCGCGACCAAUGGCGCUUCGUGCGUAGAGUAGCCUCCUCCAAUCUCUUCCCCGUCAAGCGCCUCGAACAAUUCCAGUGGUUGACCUGUAAAGCCGCAGUGGUAUACGAAGCGGUUCAUUACACAGAGUCACCGCUCAAGACAGCCUACGGAGGCUGGCAGGAGGUGCGCCGAGAAGAAAUCUUGAGCAUGGUGAAGCGCGCAUUGAAGGAGGGCCACGACGGCAGCGUGGUGCAAUUGAGCAAGAAACUGCACGAGCUCGCGUACAACCACACGACUCAGAUGCUUUUCGGCAAGAGCUACUUCGGUCCCAAGUCUAUGAAGUCCGAGAACUACAAGGAGGCCAAGGCAUUCCAGAACAUGGUGGCGAGUCUGAGCAGCGGAGGCUUCUUCACGGGGCAGUUGAGAGAAUUCAUCCCCGGCUUCAGAAAGCUCGAUUCUGAUGUCUGGGACUGGAAGCUGUGGUACUUCUACCGAGUUUAUGAAAGAUUCCUCUCCGCUAUAGUGAAAGAUCACCGCCAGCGGCCUCGAACCACUGGAAUUCAGGACGUCGUGGACUUGAUUCUGUCACUGCAGACCGAAAUGCACCGGCGCCAGCGGACAGAUGAGCAUGUGAAAGCUUUGCUCAAGGACUUGAUGACGGGCGGGACCGAGACGUUCUCCAAUCAAGUGGAGUGGACACUGACCGAGCUGAUGCGCCAUCCAGAGAUCAGACAGAAGGUUCAAAGGGAGCUGGACUUCGUGGUGGGUAAAGAUAGGGUGGUGGAGGAAUCAGAUCUCGCACGCCUCAAGUACCUUCAUGCAGUGGUGAAAGAAUCGUUUCGAUUGCAUCCGGUGCUGCCAUUAUGUGCACCGAUGGAGUCGACGAUAGCUACGAAAAUAGGCGGAUACGAGCUGCCGAGCAAGACGAGAGUGGUCAUAAACUUGUACGCCAUUCAGAGAGAUCCCAAAAUAUGGGACAAUCCGCUGGCGUUCGAUCCGGAUCGGUUCAGAAGAAGAUCGUCGGAUGUGAAAGGCGAGGACUUCGAGCUCCUGCCCUUCGGAGCCGGCAGGAGAAUCUGCGUGGGCCUGAACCUAGGCUUGAGCAUCGUGCAAUUCACAUUAGCUCAGCUUCUGCACACAUGCGAUUUAGCUCUUCCCAUCGGCAUGAAAUGCGACGAUGUAGACAUGGAGGAAGGUUGUGGUCCAACCAUGCCCAAGGCACGACCCUUACAAGUCCUCGUGACCCCACGCUUGCCACUGCGGGUAUAUAAGGGACUAUAAGUAGACAGGCAGGCAGGCAGGCAGGCAGACAGACAGACAGACGAGAAGCUCAAGACCAUAUCAGAUAGAAUUAGAGAGCUUGCGUAUCAGACUCACGCAUAGGAAUGCUCAACAUCUUGUACAGCGGAUCGAGGCGAUGUAGGUGGUUCAGCGCGAUUUUGGUUUUUUGGGAUUUGAGUUUUUGAUGAGCUAGAGCUUGCACCGAUUCCACCUGUGGGAAAGGUGGAACUGCUUCCAGGCUUCAUUCGCUGGCAUAGUUUGUCAUGUGUCCAAAAGCGGCACAACUUGUAAAUUUGUAGUGAAAUUAGGAGGAAGGUGGGCCAGUUAGUCUUUGUUAUACAUACUAUUAAUUCAUUCAAGCAUCGAAUCCACUUACAUUUUUCCGGACUGGCUUCGAUAGCUCUUGACACUCAGACUUGGCUCGAGGUGUUGAUAUAUAUGAGGUGCGAAAAGCUAGACCGGUUACAACAGGGCUACAGCUAUGGCUGCAAAUCGGAAGACAUUAAUCUCGCUUCGCUGAGUGAGACUGGUUGAUGUAUAUUCCUGGGGCAGGAGAAUAACGUCGUUGGUACUUAUUCUCGAAGUACGACCAUCCAGUUACAAAGCAGCGCAGCAAUGUACUCUGAUUUCCGACAGCUGUUGUAUGUGGGACCACGAAGUACUCGAGCGUGUCGUUCCAGAGCGAGCUUCAGAAACUUCUGCAUAGCUCGCUUUAUGCGUCAGUGCUCAUGGUACUCACCUGACAGUGGAAGUAAUCUGCCCUGGCCUGGCCUGGCCUGGCAUGCUCAGGCCCAAAGGAACCUACAAGGUACACUGCGGUGCUGAGUGUCGAAACUCGUCACCUCCUCAUGACCCUCCACAAUAUACACUGGACGACAGCUCGCUCGGUCGUCCGAGAGCAGCAGUGCAACUGUUGAAUGAUACCCGAUGCAGUCAGUGAACCUUCCUCCAUGGCCACUCAGAUCGCGACAGCAGACCAGUCCAGCGUCGAGACCACAACGUCGAGAGCAAACUCACGUCAAAGAAGAGUCAGCCAGCACUCACGAUGGCCACUCAGUCGCCAGCAGCCUGUAACACAAGCUGGGGAAAAGGCCGCGAGUCAGAUGCUUUUUGCAAACAGUACGAUGGGAUGGGCUCGGAGUGAGGGCUGACAUGAGAAGGAAAUGGUGUUUCCACUGAAGAUCACGGUUGUGCAGAAUCCGAGAAAGGAGAUACGUGUACAUCACUGGGAUUAAAAACAAUAUUUUCCACAGAUCGAAAACCUAAAACCUUAGGUUCGCUGCGCUAGCUGUGGACUCGGCUUCUAUAAAUGCUCCAUCUAGGCGCACUAUUCUGUGAGCUUGGAAGUACGU